Messenger RNA from Trichobilharzia regenti, 834 nucleotides. The record is from the annotation of a GenBank genome assembly. Lineage: Eukaryota; Metazoa; Platyhelminthes; Trematoda; Strigeidida; Schistosomatidae.
AUGGAUCGUUUCCGUUGGUGCUCCGAUGAUGUUGAAAACUAUGGUUCAACAAGUUUAGAUAACAUCAAUGAAGAGACAAUCGUGCUACAACAGACAGGUGUACGCCUCUAUGAUGGACCUAAUCGAAGUGCUUUUGAUUGUGGUGUCGUCAAGUUGACAACUCAUCGUCUGUUAUGGUUUGAUCCAUUACGACCAGAUAGUUCAUCAUUUAUAGCUUUACCAUUAGCUGCUAUUAUCUCGGUGAAACUUGAAGAAGGCGGUGGUCUUACAAUAAAUCGUACGCCUAAGCUUAUUCUACGCCUGAUCAGUGUGCCUGCUUUACAGAAUGCGUUAAUCAGUUUAUCGAAUCCACCAAAAUGGAUUGAACAUUGGUGUGAUAAUGUUGGUGUUGGUGGUGGUGGAAAUACUGGCGGUGAAAAUGCUGUUGUCAAUUAUAAUUAUACAACGGCGGCUGUUGUGAGUUAUUCAAAAGAAGAUCAUGUGAAAUUAGGCUUUCCUAGAGCUGGACAUCAUGAAUUUCUUCGAGGCUUAAAUGAAGUUUUAAAGGUAAAACUAUGGGCAUUAUCUCUACAUUCGGAUUCUAAAUCUACAGCUAAAUCAUUCGGUACAGGCGGGAUUGGAGCAAUUCAACGCCAACAGGCUGCACGUGCUGUUGAAGCUGAUUAUAGUAUUGCUGAAACAUUCGAGGAUUUGAAUCGUCUUAUGGCAAAUGCAAGUGAAAUGGUCAAGUUAAGUCGUGUACUGGCUAGAAAGAUUCGAAACUCUAAGAGUAAUGAAUUCUCAGCGAAUGAAAUCGCUGAAUUACGCUCAACUAUGCUGGCAAUGGUGUUGUAG